AAAAGCUCACAUCUGAGAGUCACCCGGAAGUUACACCCUACAGACUGCCAGUGAGUCCAGACAGCCAAUAGUUUGAAAAAACGUCUCGGUUUGCGACUCGAGUGGAGGACGGAGGUGAGAUUAUCAGGCUUCAGCAGAGACGGACCUGCACGGCUGAAGGGAAUCCAGCGCAAUGGGCAGCAGCGACUCAAAACUCAAUUUCAGGAAGGCAGUGAUCCAGCUUACGACCAAAACCCAGCCAGUGGAAGCCACAGAUGAUGCCUUCUGGGAUCAGUUCUGGGCAGACAGCACUACCACAGUCCAGGAUGUUUUUGCACUGGUGCCAGCAGCAGAGAUAAGAGCUGUGAGAGAGGAGUCCCCAUCAAAUUUAGCAACCCUUUGUUAUAAGGCUGUGGAGAAGCUGGUGCAAGGAGCAGAGUCUGGCUGUCCUACGGAGAGGGAGAAGCAGGCCAUCCUGAACUGCGCUCGGAUCCUCACCCGCAUUCUUCCCUACAUCUUUGAGGACCAGGACUGGAGAGGAUUCUUCUGGUCCACGGUGCCGGGCGCUGGGCGGGCCGGGACAGAUGAGUUGGAUGAAGAUGAUGGCGCUCGACCACUCGCUGAGUCGCUGCUUCUGGCCAUCGCUGAUCUGCUCUUCUGCCCUGACUUCACUGUGCAAAGCCACAAAAGAGGCCCAGAUUCAGCAGAGAGCAUGCAGUCAAUAGACAGCUGUGAAUACAUCUGGGAGGCAGGGGUGGGGUUUGCACAGUCUCCCCCUCUCAAUUACAUCCAUGACCUCAACAGGACAGAGUUGCUGAGACUGUUGCUGACCUGCUUCUCCGAGGCCAUGUACCUGCCUCCUUCAUCAGACCACAGUGUCCUCAAUCCUUGGGUGACGUUCUUCUGCUCCACGGAAAAUCGGCACGCCCUGCCUCUGUUCACAUCCCUUCUCAAUGUGGUGUGCGCCUAUGAUCCGGUGGGCUACGGCAUCCCGUACAACCACCUGCUGUUCUCUGACUACCGGGAGCAGCUGGUGGAGCAGGCGGUGCAGGUCCUCAUCGUGACACUGGAGCAUGACGGAGGGAUUCCCCGCCCUCCUGCCUCUCCAUCCAGCAUGGAGGAGCAAGAGUCUGCAGGCCCUGAAAACCUGUUUGUGAACUAUUUAUCAAGAAUUCACAGAGAAGAGGACUUUGACUUUGUGCUAAAAGGUCUUGCUCGUCUGCUGACAAAUCCUCUGGCUCAGACUUACCUGCCUAAUUCCGCCAAGAAGAUCCAGUUUCACCAGGAGCUGCUGGUUCUUUUCUGGAAACUUUGCGACUUCAACAAGAAGUUCUUGUUCUUCGUCCUGAAGAGCAGCGACGUGCUGGAUAUUCUGGUCCCCAUACUUUAUUACCUGAACGAUGCCAGAGCUGACCAGUCACGCGUCGGGCUCAUGCACAUCGGUGUGUUCAUCUUGCUGCUGUUGAGCGGAGAGAGAAACUUUGGAGUGCGCUUGAAUAAGCCCUAUUCCGUCCACGUGCCUAUCGACAUCCCGGUGUUCACAGGGACUCACGCAGACCUGCUCAUCGUGGUGUUUCACAAAAUCAUCACUACAGGUCACCAGCGUCUCCAGCCUCUCUUCGACUGCCUACUCACCAUUAUUGUAAACGUUUCUCCCUACCUGAAGAGCCUGUCUAUGGUGGCUGCAAAUAAACUGCUCCACCUGUUGGAAGCGUUUUCCACCACCUGGUUCCUGUUCUCUGCUACCCAGAAUCACCACCUUGUUUUUUUCCUUCUUGAGACGUUCAACAAUAUUAUCCAAUACCAGUUUGAUGGUAACUGCAAUCUGGUGUAUGCCAUCAUCCGCAAGCGGAAUGUGUUCCACCAGCUGGCCAACUUGCCCUCUGACCCCAAUUCAAUCCAAAAGGCUUUGCAGAGAAAGAAGAAGUCACCAGAUGUAAUUUCCCGAACGAGCUCCCUAGAGACUGUAUCCAUGGAGGGCUCGCACCCGGCAGUUCCUGCAGAGCCCGGCACCCUGAAGGCCAGUCUAGUUGCCAUACCAGGCAUCGAUAAACUGACUGAGAAGUCCCAGGUUUCAGAGGACGGCACCAUGGUGUCGGUGCCAAAGACGCAGUCCCCGCAGAAAGUCCACUCGGACCAGAGUACAGCUGCUGGGACCAGCGACACCGAGUCAAACUCAGGCAGAGACAACGAAGAUGUUUUCUACACUGAAGCAGAAAUGGAGAGAAGACGAUUGUCGACUGCGUCUUCAACGUCAUUAUGGGCUCCCACACCAGAUUGGGUUGUUUCUUGGAAGUGCAAGUUACCCCUGCAGACUAUCAUGCGUCUUCUACAAGUGCUGGUUCCACAGGUGGAGAAGAUCUGUAUUGACAAAGGUCUAACGGAUGAGUCGGAGAUCCUCAAGUUUCUUCAGCAUGGCACAUUAGUGGGCCUGCUGCCAGUUCCUCACCCCAUCCUCAUCAGAAAGUAUCAGGCCAACGCCGGCACGGCCAUGUGGUUUCGCACUUAUAUGUGGGGUGUUGUUUAUUUGCGCAAUGUGGAUCCUCCCAUCUGGUACGAUACGGACGUCCGGCUUUUUGAGAUCCAGAGGAUGUAGACGGAAGGCUUUACGAAAGUUAAACAGACUGUUCCGACUCCAGGAUUCCUCCUCCCGUCUAUAGCUCCUGGUUUCCUGCUAAACCACACUGUGUUUAACCUUCAUUGUGACCAUGUUUGCUCCUUACACUACUCACUAGGGGGAGCAGGAAGACUUCUGACACUGAUGCCCAUAAACAACUGUGUUUGCACAUUUCUUCAGACCUCCAGACUACAGAAUGUUUAACAAAGGACUGAGACCAUUAGAGGCUUUGCUAAAGGCCGUGGCUCUUUCCUUGACAUUGUAAAGGGGAAAGAAGAAACAUUUAACUUUGGUCAGGUUUGUUAGAGAAGAUGUGGUGCUUUCCCGCAAAGGCAUGUAACCAAUCUUGGAUGGCACUGUAUUAGUGUUUGACUUUAUUUAUUAUACUUGUCAUGCUUUAAAGUGAAUUUGCACCUUUCUGAAUUGUUAAGUAUGGUUGUAAAUCAUGUGAUGUUUGGAGACAGUUAUACAAAUGUUAUGUUUUUAUGUAAAAUACCAGUUUUUUUGUGUUUGUGUUUGGCAGUGCUCUGUGUGCUUAAUGCGGAAACUUGAUUUUCUUUAAAUUGUUCUAAAAAGCUCAACAAUCUGCUUUGAUGAAAAUAUCAGAAUGAAGGUGUGCACUUCAGGAUAACUGUUCCUCAUAAAUGUUUAAACACUAAUCAAAACCCUUUCCUGAUUGCGUAUUAUGAAAGUCAACCUGGAAGUUGCACACUUGCAUUUUGACCACUAGAUGGCGCCAUGAUAUUUUUUUGAAAAAGUUUAUUUGGAUAAAUUUGCAGUGUUAUAAUUAAAACUGGUAGAUAUCUUAA
Messenger RNA from Cololabis saira (Pacific saury), 3405 nucleotides. RefSeq names its product HID1 domain containing a (gene hid1a). Gene Ontology annotation, cellular component: Golgi trans cisterna; Golgi medial cisterna; membrane. Lineage: Eukaryota; Metazoa; Chordata; Actinopteri; Beloniformes; Belonidae. The transcript has 19 exons. The record is from RefSeq and is a predicted model, not a curated record. The coding region runs from base 173 to 2575 and encodes 800 amino acids.